Vicia villosa (hairy vetch) is the source of this 576-nucleotide messenger RNA. RefSeq lists its product as uncharacterized. The transcript has a single exon. The record is from RefSeq and is a predicted model, not a curated record. Lineage: Eukaryota; Viridiplantae; Streptophyta; Magnoliopsida; Fabales; Fabaceae. The coding region runs from base 1 to 576 and encodes 191 amino acids.
AUGGAAAAUUUCAUAGCCACUCAAACUCAGACUAAUAAGGAUUUCCUAAACCAAAACGUACACACUAAUGAGCAAAUCAAACAGUUAGCGACUAAAGUAGGCGCGUUGGCCACUCACAAUAAGAUGCUUGAAACACAAAUCUCUCAAGUGGCACAACAACAAGCACCUACUGCCGCACCUGCUGGGACAUUUCCUGGACAACCACAACCAAAUCCGAAAGGACAUGCUCAUGCUAUUAUUCUGCGAAGUGGUAGAGAGAUGGACGAAUCGACUGACCCCGGGCUUAAAAACUCUGCUAUGCUCCAAAGCCCUGGUAAAACAACUGAGGAGGAAAAAGAAGGCGAGACGGAGGAAAAAGAAGCGCCAUACGUACCUCCACCACCUUAUAAACCACCUAUCCUGUACCCUCAAAGAUUCAAAAAAUCCAAAAGCAUAGGGCAGUUUAAAAAAUUUGUAGAACUUCUUAAACAAUUGAAUAUUACAAUUCCUUUUACAGAAGCUAUUACACAAAUGCCCUCAUAUGCUAAGUUCCUAAAAGAAAUCCUAUCGAAUAAGAAGAAAAUAGAAGACAAUUAG